CAGUACUGCUGCAUAUAAAUAAGGUGUAUAAAUAAUUGGGACCAUCCGCCUAGCUACUUCCCUCAAAGACAGCGAUGGCGGCUUCAUCCUCCAUUGUUGAGCUCCUCUGUUUCUCAAUCCUCCUCUUUCUCUGUUCCUCAUCUUCAGCCCAAUCCUUCCGCCCGAAAGCUCUAGUCGCCCCUGUCACUAAAGACGCCUCCACCCUCCAAUACCUCACCAGAAUCAACCAGAGGUCACCGCUAGUGCCUGUCACCCUCGUCCUUCAUCUCGGCGGCGAGAUCUUGUGGGUUGACUGCUCCGGGAAAUACGUCUCCUCUUCUUACCACCCGGUACGGUGCCGGUCCGCCCAGUGCUCCCUCGCUGGGCCCAUCGCCUGCGGAGAUUGCUACUCUGCACCUCGCCCUGGCUGUAACAAUAACACUUGCAGCACCUUUCCUUAUAAUCCCAUCUCUCUCACCCUCACCAAUGGCGAGCUCGCGGAGGACGUCGUUUCCGUUGCUUCCACCGACGGGUCGACUCCGGGAAGACCCGCCGCGGUUUCUCGAUUCAUCUUCAGUUGCGCUCCGGCUAUUGUGCUGAAGGGUCUGGCGAAGGGCGCAACAGGAAUUGCGGGUCUGGGCAGGACAAAGGUCGGGAUCCCUUCACAGUUCUCCUCCGGUUUCAGCUUCCGCCGGAAAUUUGCCAUUUGUCUGUCGUCAUCGACCGGCGUUGUCUUCUACGGCGACGGGCCGUAUAAUUUGCUCCCUAAUAUUGAUGCGUCAAAGCUUCUGACGUACACUCCGCUGAUCAACCCUGUGAGUUCCGCAGGAGCUUCGUCGGAGUACUUCAUCGGUGUGAAAUCGAUCCAAAUUGGGGACAAAGAGGUGAAGCUGAACACGUCGUUGUUGGCAAUUGACAAGAAGGGCAACGUAGGAACGAAGAUCAGCACCGUCGAUCCUUACACGGUUAUGGAAACCUCCAUCUUCAAGGCGGUGACGGCGGCGUUCGUGAAGGAGGCUGCCGAGAGGAACAUUACCAGAACGGCAGCGCUGGUGGCACCUUUCGAGGUGUGUUUCGGUGCGGAGAACAUUCUCAGCACGCGUGUGGGGCCAUCGGUGCCGUGGAUCACUCUGGUUCUGGGAGGGCAGGGUGCGAAGUGGACGAUCACGGGGGCGAAUUCCAUGGUGGACUUGCGGGAUUCCGGGAAGAAUGUGCUGUGCCUGGCGGUGUUGGACGGAGGCCGGAACCUUGGGACUUCAAUCGUCAUUGGCGGUCACCAAAUCGAAGACAAUCUUUUGCAGUUGGACUUGGAAGGUUCGAGAUUGGGUUUCAGUUCCACACUGCUAGGAAGGCAGACUAAUUGCGCUAACUUCAAUUUUACAUCCUCAGCUUCAUAAUGUUAUUUUUAAAUUUAGAAUAAUUUUGACAAAAAACAAAAGGUAGAUUACAUGGUACUCAUAAGGUACCAUACAUUUGUCCACAUGGACCAAUCAGAAUGUUGCAGUUGAUUUAUUUAAGUCUAAAUUAAAAAUGAUAUACCUAUUUGGACCAAUCAAGUUAGCGGUAGGUACGGUACCC
Messenger RNA from Cuscuta epithymum, 1557 nucleotides. The record is from the annotation of a GenBank genome assembly. NCBI's taxonomy places the organism in Eukaryota, Viridiplantae, Streptophyta, Magnoliopsida, Solanales, Convolvulaceae.